Molecule: messenger RNA, 952 nt
Organism: Rhipicephalus sanguineus (brown dog tick)
Lineage: Eukaryota; Metazoa; Arthropoda; Arachnida; Ixodida; Ixodidae
Product: insulin-like growth factor-binding protein-related protein 1
Exons: 3
Coding region: 192-938 (248 amino acids)
Biological process (GO): regulation of signal transduction; regulation of cell growth
Cellular component (GO): extracellular region
Molecular function (GO): insulin-like growth factor binding
Source: RefSeq, a predicted model, not a curated record
ACGCGGAGAGCUUGGCGGAGGCCCGCACCACCCAGUGGAACCCUCCACGUCAGCCCGUCUGGCAGUAGUUGUACAGGCGCCGCACCGUGGGCAUCUCGAUACUCGCCGGUGUGGACGAGACCCCUCACGCACUCGUCACUACACCCUAGUCCAGACCGACGGCGGGAGCUGCAAAAGCGAAUAUCGUCACGAUGUCGAACAUCGCGCAUCCCACCACCGUACUUCUGCUGCUGCUUGUUGCGGCGGCCGCAGCAGAGCCCCGCGAGUGCGGUCCCUGCGACCUGGACCGGUGUGAGCCCCCUCGGGGCCAGUGCCUGUCCGGCAUCGUGCAGGACGCGUGCGGCUGCUGCAUGGUGUGCGGUCAGCGCGAGGGUCAGCGCUGCUACCACCGCUCGGUCAAGGGCUCCCUGGCCGACGGGCCCUGCGGCGAGGACCUCGAGUGCCGCCUUCGGCGCGACAUGGCGCCCGGAGACCCCGCCGAAGCCCUGUGCAUCUGCUCGCGGCCGGAGCCCGUGUGCGGCUCGGACGGCGUCACCUACGACAACGUGUGCCAGCUGACCGAGCAGCGGUACAAGAUGAGGAACGGACUGGAGGCCGCCUCGAGGGGACCCUGCUACACCGCACCCCGUGUGGUGACCCCUCCCGAGAACACCCGUAACCGGACGGGCGGCCGAGCUGCCAUGACGUGCGAGGUGACUGGCUACCCGGUGCCCACCGUCGAGUGGCGCGUCGAUCGCGGGGACGGACCGCUCAAGGCACUGCCAACGGACAGCUCUCGCAUCAGCGUGCAGAGCCGCGGCGGACCGGACAGUUUCGAGGUGACCAGCUGGCUGCAGUUGCUCGACCUGCGCCCCGAGGACACGGCCACCUACUGGUGCGUCGGGGCCAACGAGAACGGAGAGACGUCGGCCGCCGCCAAGCUCAACGUGCUGCCCUAGUUGUUACACACACA